CAGCGCUUAUUCCCUCUUAGUCUUGAACCAUUCACUCAUGUCCUUCCCUGAUCCUGCCACUCAAGAAGCAGUUUCCAAUGGCCAAAUUGACGGGAGCAAAUCUUUGGAACAGGAAUCCCAUGCGGUGACAGAAUCCCGCAGGCGCUUUCAAACCACUAUAUCACGAUUUAGUUUCAACGGAUCUGGCGGCAAGCAAUUUCCAUCAUCUUCAACCUCCCCUCGUAAACGAUCACGCACACAGCAGGAACGAUCGAUCACCCCAGAGGAUGGCUCAUCAAGCAAGAAAGCAAAGAGGAAAAAACCAGCGAGGGGGUAUUCAUCUCCUGAAGUGUACUCCCAUCUCAAUCAUCUCAAUGACUGUAUAUCAGAAUCAUUAGAUAUAAUCUUCUGUGGGAUCAAUCCGGGUCAACGUUCUGCUGAGAUAGGGCACCAUUUUGGUCAUCCAUCGAACCACUUUUGGAAAUGUCUCCAUCUUUCUGGGUUGACUUUGGAACGAAUACCUCCUACCGAAGAUUUCACUCUUCCUGAGAGAUUUCAGCUAGGAUUAACCAACAUAGUCGAGAGGCCAACAGCGGAGGCCACAGAACUCAGAGAUUCAGAAUUCAAGAAAGGAAUCGCUCCUUUUCUAGCCAAACUAGCUCGGUACCGCCCUCGAAUAGCAUGUUUCAUUGGCCUCCGCACCGGCAGAAUUGUGCUAGGCCACGUCAUGCGUGCACGACCUAAAUCAGAGAGACCAACUUUCUCUCCAGGUUUACAACCCUACAAGAUUAUACACUCCGAACCAAGUGGCCCUUCUGAAGAAGGUGUACCGGAAACUCUGUUCUACUCUGUACCGAGUACAUCAGGCAAAACACAAGGUUAUCAGAUACCGGACAAAGUGAAGCUGUUCGCUCAGUUGAAAGCUGAUCUGAAGGAGCUCAAGGAUGGAAACCUGUCGACAGAAAAAUUCGUAGAAAUAUCAUCGUGAUAAACUGGUAAUAAAAUAACUUUUAAAGUCCCCGUA
This is a messenger RNA of Lentinula edodes (shiitake mushroom), 1003 nucleotides long. Its product is annotated as uracil-DNA glycosylase-like protein. Gene Ontology annotation, molecular function: mismatch base pair DNA N-glycosylase activity. The record is from RefSeq and is a predicted model, not a curated record. Gene Ontology annotation, biological process: base-excision repair, AP site formation. The transcript has 9 exons. Bases 38 to 967 code for a protein of 309 amino acids. Lineage: Eukaryota; Fungi; Basidiomycota; Agaricomycetes; Agaricales; Omphalotaceae.